This is a messenger RNA of Dreissena polymorpha, 3529 nucleotides long. RefSeq names its product cyclic nucleotide-gated channel rod photoreceptor subunit alpha-like. The record is from RefSeq and is a predicted model, not a curated record. Gene Ontology annotation, cellular component: membrane. Gene Ontology annotation, molecular function: monoatomic ion channel activity; protein-containing complex binding. The transcript has 14 exons. Gene Ontology annotation, biological process: transmembrane transport; monoatomic ion transport. Bases 152 to 3160 code for a protein of 1002 amino acids. Lineage: Eukaryota; Metazoa; Mollusca; Bivalvia; Myida; Dreissenidae.
AUAGCACAGUCGCUGACUGCGGAAGCAAGGGCCGACAGGUAGCGCUAGUUAACAGCUGAAACCGCGGACGCGCUGCCAAUAGUCAUGUGCUUGAUUUACAUUGUGAUAACUGGUGACUGCAAGUUUUAAAUAGUGAUGUGCUAACUAAGGAAUGGCCCACGAUGCGAUUCAGAUGAAAGGAAUAUUUACAGACAAGUCAGUGAACAUGGCGGAUACCAUGGUAAAUGAAGACAACGGACAUGUAAAAGAUGGCAACCACAAUGCGAAGGAUCGUUGGGGUAAAUUGAAGUCUGCAAUGUCAAACGCAAACACUUUACAGAUAAAAAAGACUAGAAGAGUCCGCCGGGAUGACUCAUUUCUACGAAAGUUCUCUACGCGGCCUCAGUUUGAAAACUCUAUUUCAGAGUCUGAGCAGCUCAGUGGCUCGAUACAUUCAGAUAACAAGAAACACAUUGCUGUAAAACCAUUUGUAGUCCACCCUUCUGGUGACGUGAUGUUCUAUUGGCUGGGAGCUGUAACAUUGGCAGUGUUGUACAAUUUGUGGACGUGCAUUGCUAGACAAGCAUUUCAUGAAAUACAGAAACGACAUGUACUAAUCUGGUUGUGUUUAGACGGCGUUGCAGACUUUGUGUACUUGUUGGACAUUGGUGUCCAGUUUCGAACUGGCUUUCUCCAUCAGGGACUAAUAGUGUACGACUAUAAAAAGUUAUGCAAGAAUUAUAUAAACAACAAAUGUUUUAUAAUAGACAUUGUCAGCCUUGUUCCACUCGACUUACUUCAGUUUUAUAUUGGCAUCCAACCGAUGUUGCGUUUUCCAAGAUUCUUGAAGGUGUACAGAAGUAUCCGAUUCAUGCACAUGUACGAAUCCCGGACAGGGUAUCCGAAUCUGUUGCGGGUCGCUAACCUCUCUCACAUUCUGUUCUUGGGAUCUCACUGGUUCGCAGCAUUUUAUUAUCUUAUUUCUGAAGCAGAAGAUUUCCAAGAAGGUUGGGCUUAUCCCAAGCCAGAAGGCGUGUAUGCACAUGUAACACGGAAGUACCUGGCCUCGCUUUAUUGGUCGACCCUGACACUGACCACCAUUGGGGACUUGCCCCCACCGGACACAAACUGGCAAUACACCUUUGUUAUCGUGAGUUACUUGAUCGGAGUGUUCAUUUUUGCUACAAUUGUUGGCCAAGUAGGGAGCGUAAUCACAAACAGAAAUGCCAGUCGCCAAGAGUUCGAACGACUUUUGGAUGGCGCAAAGUUUUACAUGCAGAUGCACAAUGUGCCGUCCGACCUUCAAAAACGCGUACAGAGGUGGUACGACUAUGUCUGGACUAGAGGACGUUUGAAUUGCCAUGACAUCAACUCCCUGGGCCUCCUUCCUGACAAGUUGAAGACAGAAUUAGCAUUACAUGUGAACCUCGGAACGUUGAGAAAGGUGACGAUAUUUCAAAAGUGUAAACCAGAAUUCCUACACGACCUGAUGUUGAAGAUGAAAGCUUACAUUUUCACACCCGAGGACUUGAUAUGCAGGCGGGGUGAAGUGGCGAGAGAGAUGUUUAUUAUCGUAGACGGCGUCGUGGAAAUAAUGGGGGAUAAAGGCACAGUUUUGACGCAGAUGAGCUCAGGGGACUUCUUUGGAGAAAUAGGAAUAUUAAACCUAAACGAUGGAGUAAACAGACGCACUGCAGAUGUGAGGUCUGUGGGUUACUCCGAGCUGUUUGUGCUGUCAAGGGAAGACGUUCUGGGCGCACUUAAGGAACACCCAGACGCAGAGGUAAUAAUCCGCGAAUAUGGACAUAGGCGUUUGAAAGAAACUGAAAAACACCGCCAACAAGCUCGGAGCGCCCCAGGAUCGCCAGACUUGGUUCAAGUGAAUGGAACAACAAAUAAAAUCCACAGUAAAACGGACAUGUCGUCCAGAAAGUAUUUGAAUAAGUUAAAAAAAAUGCCUCCAGGAGUAAGAAAAUUCUUUAGUCUUAAAAGCAGGUGUUUCUCAAAGGCUUCACAUUACACUCAAAAUGGGAAAUGGGCAUACCACUCUUCCAUUAAAAACGCGUUCUACGGAGAAACGUCCAACAGAGGCGUUGACAAUUUAAACAGAGGUCAAAAACCGGCGGGACCUUUAGAUAUUGAACAGGACCGAGAGCAAAAUGAUGUUACAAAAUCAAAACCUCCGUGCAGCCCUAAAAUCGCAGAUUUGGUGCUAUCCAUAUUCAAUAAGACACGGCGCAGAAGUGGCUAUAGCUCUGUAGAGACGGAUGACAAUGAUAAUGAAGCAAUAGAGAAAGAAAGGCAUUCGAACCCGAUGACCAAUUCGGCCGAAGACUACACCGGUCCUCUAGCAAAUAGUUUUUCUCAGGAAAAAAGGAGUCUGUCAAACAUCACAAACUCUCGAAAUUUAUCAUUUAAUAGUAAAACCAAUCGCGAUUUUAGCAAGAAAUCUUCCCCAGUCAGUUCUGCCCCGAGUAUAAUUCUAACACAGGACACUGACGAUACAUCAAGCAGCGAAAGUGACGAAGAGAUUCCUCGUGCUCCUUCUACACAGUUCAAUCAUCCUAAGAGGUCGUAUGCUAGGAACAGCAUUCCUUGUGCCAUGCCAGUGGACUCCUGUGAUCGGAACACACCUACAAUGUCUCCGCGGAAAUACAGCAUACCCCCUCGUCUUGACCUACCGAUCGACGUGCAUCCAUUCCGUAGAGGUUCGGUACACAAUACGUCAGACAUACAACUGUGCCUGGAGGGGUUGAAAUUUCACAUAGAAAACAGACUGGAUUUGCUGGAAGCAUCAUGUAAAGACACCAAACUGUUGCUUAAAAAGUCCAUGGCGGCCCAAGAACAGUUCAUGACUCUUAUCAUGAACUCGAUAAAGACGGAGAAGAAUACGGUAUCCGGGUCACCAAGUUAUAAAGUAUUGCCUGAUCACAAUGAGAUGCGACGAAGUCAAGACUUAGCAGAACAUGUGGAGAAACAAAGUAUUAAAACUAAUGAAGAAGAUGCGUCUUGCAAUCGGCCAACUGCGGACAAAUAUGCGAUAACAUACAACGAAUCUGGAGAUGGUUUCUCUACGGUUCAUAACAUACAGUGUAGAAUCAAAAAGAUAGACAGCUCUAACAAUGAUGAUCCGUACAAAUCUGGGAACUCUGCUUCCGAACUCUAUAUAACUCACUUGUAAAACAAUGUUUUACCUACUGUGACAUACUUUAUUGUUUGAGCAAAUGCUAUGGUUAAUCCCCGUAUUCAUAGUGCAAAACGCCGCAAUAAAAGAUGUUGAUCGGAACAUGUUUCCGUUUGUGAAUCAGUAAUGUACUGAGAAACACAUACAGAUAGUAUGUUCACAUAAAAAAGAACCGGAUUUCACUUGAUCGAAGCUCUUAUUCCAUUUAAACUUGUAUAUAACACUACCGAGGCUUAAUUGCCGCUGCAAAAUAUACAUAUGUAUAUCAUUUAAUUGUUCGCCAUAUUAUUCGGUAAAAGACAACCUUUUGUAUGUUAUUGUGUACGUGUCAUGUGUAAGGCAUUUUGAAUAAACGCUCGAUCUUUU